Molecule: messenger RNA, 978 nt
Organism: Pteronotus mesoamericanus
Lineage: Eukaryota; Metazoa; Chordata; Mammalia; Chiroptera; Mormoopidae
Product: olfactory receptor-like protein OLF2
Exons: 1
Coding region: 1-978 (325 amino acids)
Biological process (GO): G protein-coupled receptor signaling pathway; sensory perception of smell
Cellular component (GO): membrane
Molecular function (GO): odorant binding; olfactory receptor activity; G protein-coupled receptor activity
Source: RefSeq, a predicted model, not a curated record
AUGGCCCUUGAGAACUGCACUGUGUUUGCGGACUUCAUUCUCUUAGGACUCUCUGGCAGACAGGAUGUGCAGCAGGGGCUCUUCGCGCUCUUCCUGCUGGUUUAUGGCAUCACGGUGAUCGCCAAUCUAGGGAUGAUCCUGCUGAUCAACGUGGACCCCCGACUCCACACGCCCAUGUAUUACUUCCUGAGCAAUCUGUCUUUCAGUGAUAUCUGCUACUCCUCCGCUGUCUCUCCCAAGAUGCUGGCUGAUUUCUUAUCUGAGCAAAAGAGGAUUGCAUAUCAUUUAUGUGCUGUUCAGAUGUUUGCUUUUGGUGUCUUUGCAGAUGUGGAAUGUGUCAUGCUGUCUGUCAUGGCGUAUGACCGCUACGUAGCCAUUUGUAAUCCACUGCUUUAUACAACAACCAUGUCCAGAAAAGUCUGUGCCCAGCUAGUGGCCAUUGUGUACAUCCAAAGUUUGUUGUAUUCUUCAGUCUUUACCUAUUACACAAUUCAAUUGUCAUUCUGUAAUUCCAAUGUCAUCAAUCACUUUUUCUGUGACAUCCCACCGUUACUAGCCCUCUCCACCUCUGACACCACCAUCAAUGAGAUAGUGAUGUUCACUUACAGUAGCUGUGUUCUGGGGACCAGCAUCGUCACUGUCCUCCUCUCCUACAGCUACAUCAUAACUACCAUCCUGCGAAUGAAAUCAGCCAAGGGCAGACACAAAGCCUUCUCUACCUGUGCCUCCCACUUAACCGCUGUGGCUAUAUUUUAUGGGACACUCUUGUUCAUGUAUUUCCGACCCAGCUCGAGUUACUCCAUGGACACAGACAAAGUGGCCUCUGUUUUCUACACAGUUGUCAUUCCCAUGUUAAACCCACUGAUCUACAGCUUAAGGAAUAGGGACGUGAAAGAUGCCCUGAAAAAAGCAGUUGGCACUAAAUUAUGUCUGAUUGAAGCCAUGAUUUCACCCAAAGUACUUAUUUCAAGAUCCUGA